Molecule: messenger RNA, 837 nt
Organism: Nicrophorus vespilloides
Lineage: Eukaryota; Metazoa; Arthropoda; Insecta; Coleoptera; Silphidae
Product: ribosomal RNA small subunit methyltransferase NEP1
Exons: 3
Coding region: 87-794 (235 amino acids)
Biological process (GO): rRNA base methylation
Cellular component (GO): nucleolus; small-subunit processome
Molecular function (GO): rRNA binding; rRNA (pseudouridine) methyltransferase activity
Source: RefSeq, a predicted model, not a curated record
GUUCGUCGCACGAAUUUUGAAGUUUGUUCAGUUUGUUUUCAAGACUUAAACGCAUUCAAAACACACGUGUUUUUGAGGUUAGUAAGAUGGGUAAGAAAAGGAAGCUGAAGGAUAGUAAAGACGACAAUGAAUUCGAUCCAGUGCCUAAGCAUCUAGUGACUGCACACGUGAAAAACCAGGAGAAACGUUUGAUCAUCAUCCUGGAGGAUGCUCAACUUGAGAGUGUUAAGGUGGGCAAUGGUUUUGAGCUGUUGAAUUGUGAUGAUCAUGCACACAUCCUUAAAAAGAAUAACAGAAAUCCAUCUGAGGUGAGGCCUGAUAUUACACAUCAAUGCUUAUUAAUGCUGCUGGACAGCCCAUUGAACAGGGCUGGUCUGCUGCAAGUGUAUAUACAUACUAAAAAUAAUGUGUUGAUUGAAGUAAAUCCUCAAACAAGGAUACCACGAACAUUCAAACGAUUUGCUGGAUUAAUGGUGCAAUUGCUGCAUAAGUUUGCAGUUCGUGCCAGUGAUAGCUCAAUGAAGUUGCUGAAGGUUAUUAAGAAUCCAGUGACUGACCACCUACCAGUGGGUGUAAAGAAAAUUGCCAUGUCUUUUUCAUCAAAGGUUACUCCUUGCAGAGAACUUGUUCCUACAGAAGAACCAAUUGCCAUAGUUAUUGGAGCUAUGGCACAUGGAAAGAUAGAUUUAGAUUAUACAGAGGAUACAAUUUCAAUCAGUAAUUACCCUUUGAGUGCUGCUUUGACGUGUACAAAGUUAUGUUCUGCGUUCGAAGAAACCUGGAACGUUUUAUAAUGUUUAUUAUAUUAUAUAAAUUUUAAAAUAAAAUAGUUUAUAA